This is a messenger RNA of Aspergillus wentii DTO 134E9, 843 nucleotides long. It is a transcript of the gene phb1, whose product is annotated as prohibitin subunit PHB1. Gene Ontology annotation, cellular component: mitochondrion; membrane. The record is from RefSeq and is a predicted model, not a curated record. Lineage: Eukaryota; Fungi; Ascomycota; Eurotiomycetes; Eurotiales; Aspergillaceae. Gene Ontology annotation, biological process: mitochondrion organization. Bases 1 to 843 code for a protein of 280 amino acids. The transcript has 2 exons.
AUGGCGGCAAACGGUCUCUACAACCUCUACCGGUUGGCCAUCCCGGCGGCCACCGGUGUUAUGCUCCUCAACAACUCCCUCUACGACGUUCGAGGUGGUACGCGGGCUGUCAUCUUCGACCGGUUGUCCGGUGUCCAGGAGAAGGUCGUUAACGAGGGCACCCACUUCCUGAUCCCCUGGUUGCAAAAGGCCAUCGUCUACGAUGUCCGCACAAAGCCCCGUAACAUCUCCACCACCACUGGAAGUAAGGACUUGCAGAUGGUCAGCUUGACCUUGCGAGUCUUGCACCGUCCGGAUGUGCCGAAGCUGCCGGCCAUCUACCAGUCUUACGGUACCGAUUACGAUGAACGUGUCCUCCCCUCCAUCGGCAACGAAGUCCUCAAAUCCAUCGUCGCCCAGUUCGACGCAGCCGAACUGAUCACACAACGAGAAGCCGUCUCGAACCGUAUCCGUACCGACCUGAUGAAGCGAGCAUCGCAGUUCAACAUCGCUCUGGAGGAUGUCUCCAUCACACACAUGACCUUCGGAAAGGAAUUCACACGCGCCGUCGAGCAGAAGCAGAUUGCACAGCAGGACGCCGAGCGGGCACGCUUCAUCGUCGAGCGAGCCGAGCAGGAACGCCAGGCUAACGUCAUCCGCUCCGAGGGUGAGGCUGAGAGUGCCGAUAUCAUCAGCAAGGCCGUCGCCAAGGCCGGUGCCGGCCUCAUUGAGAUCCGUCGUAUCGAUGCCAGCAAGGAGAUUGCGCAGACACUGUCGGGCAACCCGAACGUCACCUACUUGCCUGGAGGCGAGAGCAAGGAGGGUGGAAAGAGCACCAGUCUUCUGUUGGGUUUGAGGAAUUAA